GUGAUUUCCGGGCUUUGUGAUGUGGAUUACUUUUACCAAAUCUGCUUUGGCAGUGCUUACCUAAGAGUGUCUGAAGCACUUUUAAACUAUCACUGGACAUCAGCGGUGUUGUAUAUGUGCACUUUACUGUUUACAGGUGUUGAAGUUAAAGCUGGGCAGCCUCUUAAAGUUAAGCCUGAAGAAGGAAGUAUUAUACAUAUUUCUCAGGCUGCCCUGGGUGAGGUGAAGAAGGAAAAAGGAAAUGAUUCUGUUCAUCUUCACUUGAAAAUAAAUGGGGAGAAGUUAGUUGUGGGAACACUUUCUGCCGAGAAAUUCCCUCAGAUAACCUUUGACUUGGUUUUUGAGAAGGAAUUUGAGCUGUCACAUGAGUGGAAAAAUGGAAGUGUUUACUUCUGUGGAUAUUCAACUGAUAAUGCUUUUGGAUAUCCUUUUUACUCCUUCACAAAGAUUGUGAACAAUUCCCUGGCUAUUAAUGCUACUUUGUUUGAAUUCCUCUGUUUCCUUGACCAUUGGUUUCUCCCUCCACGGAUGAUGAAGAUGAUUUUGGUGGGUCUUACAUCCUUGUACAAGUCAUUAGGUGUCAUUCUAACAGCUAAAGAUUCUCACCUGUUUUUUGCCAUAAUUAUGAUUUUAGGUUCAGAAGAGUCCGACGACGAAGAAGAUAUUCCUUUAAGCAUCGCUAAUAAUGGUAAAGUUGAGCCUAAAGUUGAAGAGGCCAAGCUUGUGGCUGGGAAGGGCAAGGCUGCCAAACCUGAAUCUUCUGCUGAGCCAAAGAAGGCUACUGCAGAGCCAAAAGAAGAGGAUGAGUCUGAUGAAGAUGAUGAAUCAGAUGACGAAGACGGUUCUGAUGAGUUUUGGUGA
Thlaspi arvense is the source of this 861-nucleotide messenger RNA. NCBI's taxonomy places the organism in Eukaryota, Viridiplantae, Streptophyta, Magnoliopsida, Brassicales, Brassicaceae. The record is from the annotation of a GenBank genome assembly.